Messenger RNA from Aphanomyces astaci, 3375 nucleotides. RefSeq lists its product as hypothetical. NCBI's taxonomy places the organism in Eukaryota, Oomycota, Saprolegniomycetes, Saprolegniales, Verrucalvaceae. The transcript is spliced from 2 exons. The record is from RefSeq and is a predicted model, not a curated record. Bases 36 to 3302 code for a protein of 1088 amino acids.
UUUCGAUUCAUUGCGAUCUUUUCAGGUUCCAUCCUAUGCGGCGCGCUCUGGUACUUCUUUCAGGAGGUUUGCUCGCGGUGCAUGCAGCCGUACAGCCAUGGAGUAACGGCCGCGCUGCACUGCACGACAUGGCACAAGGAGUGGAUACGUCAAUCACCACAUGCCCUGCAUGGAUUGGCAACGACUACUAUAUUGUCGAUCAAUCCGGCGCGUGCCUUGCUUGCAAUGUAUUCGAUGACAAUUGCUGGGACUCACCCAUUCCGACGUCACCAGGGUCGGCAAGUUUGUUUACAUUGGGUACAGCGGCCGGUGUCGUCGUCACUUCGGCCCCCGCCGUGCAAUUUCCACACACGACCAACAGCCAACACACAGCCGUGGUGACGUUACGCAGCACUGCCGUGAACGCCGCCAACGACUUCACCAUCUUGUCGCCUGAAUCCGACUACACUUGGGCUGAUUUUGACACGAAUCGCAACAACUACGUGUGGUCCAAAUUGAACCCUGCCACGAUGACCCCUGGAGUGUACGUGGCGCAAGUGGAAGCGUGGCAACCCGUGAACCUCCGCAGUGGCAUCUGUCAGUUGUGCUUUUCCGUGUCUGACCACUUCCGUCCGCGAUCGACCACGCCGUGCCCUGCCAGCACUGGCGACUUUACCAAGGUCGGGUGGCCCGAGAACGUCGGCACGUUGACCGCGUACUUGACCAGCGUCCAGGCGUUCGUCACGUCGUUCGUCAACAAUGCGUGCUCGAGCCCCGUGGAUGCGUCGUGCCAAGACGUCGUGCAAGUGACCGGGUCCGACUGGUUUGGGUGUCCCCUCAACCUAGCAGUGGCCGAGUUCAAGUCGCCGUCGCAAUUCUUCCAAAAGAACUUUGCAGCAACUUGUGUAGCAACUAAACUCGUGGAGAAUCCGUUCCUGAGCGCCGCCGUACUGGCCAGUCCAGAGCUCACGCUCAGCCCCGCCAAAUGCACCCGCACAGUCUCGUUCGAGUACACGUGGAAGGAAUUCUGGGUCGAGUAUCGCUGCGGCCAACCUUCUGUGAGUCAUUGCAGCGGUGGCGCCGACGGUGCUGCCGGUGGUGACGCCACAUCCACAGCCAAUGCUAAUUCAAAUUUUCAGUGCAAACGUGGCCCAUUGACGUUGGCGGCCACGGCAAACAACUUGGUCACGUCGGUGAGCAUGUCGGCCAACACUGUCGCACUGUCGGCGAAUGCGUUGUACAUUCCGGGCCCGGUGACUACGUUCCCCAGCUUGGGGUACUCUUCGACGCGCCAAAUCCACUUUUGGUCGACGCCUGCCACCGCCGCCUUCAACGGCGACCUCGUGCCCCUUUUGAUCCCCAUCCAAAGUUUGUUUACCCCCCAAGCCCUUGGCAACGCUAUCGCAGGUCUGACGUUGCCGACCGUGUCCCAGCUCGUGUUUUGGCGGUGGCGUGUCGGUACAACGUGGCGUGACUUUGCCCAAAACGACAAAGUGACGUUAUCGAGCUUGGCGACCGUGGUCACGUUCGAGGCGUGGACGCAGUGCGGGAUCAAGGCGGUCGAUCCGGCUAUCUCGUGGACCGUGUACAACCACCGGCGCCAAACCAUCCCAAACGUGGAUGAAUGGUUCCAAGGCAACUGGAAGUUCCCGACCGCCAGUGACGCGCACUGCAACGUCCGCGACAGUGACUUUGCCGCCCUCACGUUUCGGUAUGACGCCACGGAGCUGCAGACCAAAGUCACCAACUGGACCUUCCAAAGCAUGAAGUGCUCGUGGAUGUAUGGGACGUUGGUUAACAAUGUGCAGUUUGCACCAAGUGCCCAGUCGUGGCCGCUCGUGCCCACGGGCGUCUCAAACGAAGUCGUGGAAACCACGUUCGCCCCCAAGUUGCUCAACCGACCCGUGACCCAACUGUCCACGUACUGCGACUUGACGUUCUUCAGCACGGCCGCGGUCAACGGCAUCGCCGUGACCAUCUUUGUCGGGGCGUUCUUGGGCGAGUCCAAAUCGUAUGGCGUGGGCAGCUACAACCUGGACGGCAACUUCCUCGUCAACGUCAACUCGUUCGUCGUGUCGCCGGGCUUUGAAGUCGUGUUUUACAAACAGCUCAACCAACAAGGCAUUGCGUCUGCCGUGUACCAGUUCGACACGCCCCUGACGACUUUUGUCAACUGGAACCCCCAGUCGUUUGUGGCGCGCACGGCCGUGGUCGCAAGCGUCCUGACUCUGUUCGCGGACCCGUUGUACAAGGGCACAAGCGCAGUGUUCGGCAUCGGCACCUCCGACCUCGCCACAGGCUUGGCGCCGUCGUCGCUCCAGCUUGCGACGGGGUUCCAGGUGACCGCAUACGACCAACGCAACCAGCGCGGCAACUCGAUCGUGUUCACGGCCAACUCGUACAUCCUCCCCACCGCAUGGGACAACCGGAUUCUGUCGGUAGCGGUGGACGUGGUCGCGUCGGCGGACGUCGUGACGAUCUACCUGGACGCCAACUACCUCGGGGCGUCUCUGUCGUUUGGCGUGGGGGACUUUGCGCUCCCGACGGCCUUUCGCAACACUGUGUCAUCCAUCAAGCUGGCGGCGGGAUAUAAACUCACCAUAUUUACGAGCCCAGCGUGGACUGGCACCACGACUGUCACGUAUACGGCGACGAGCGGAGGGGCCCUGUGGAUGCCGACACUCGGGACAUGGGACAACCGCGGUCAGUCAUUACGGAUCGCGCCCGCGGUCCCGCCGACGUCCAUUGUCCACACAUACUCGUCCAUCACGCACUGGUUUGAAACGUGCGACGCGCCGUCGUGGACCGGCGCGUUCUACAGCAACGCCGUGUGCGAAGCCACGUGUAUGGCGAACUCGUGGAAGACGCUCGCUGCACGCGUGGCCGCGCCGUUCCAAGCAUGCGCCGGCAACCUCAUCUACCCCGCCAGUCCGUGGGAUGCAACGGCGCUGCCGGUCGCGACGGUGCUGGACGUUGGCGCGACCCGAGGAUGUUGCCGAGAUUGUGACGUGAGUUUGGUGCCGGGGUUCACGGCGGUCACGUGUGCAGGUACGACCGUGUCGGCGGCGAUUUCAAGGUGCCAGCCGGGCGGGUUUACCACGUCCACAAGUCUCCGCGUGACGGCCCCCGCCACCGAUGAUCCGUCGCUGACUUUGCUGCUUUCAUUGGCAAAGGUGGCGACGAUGCUAAAGGGGUUGAUAGUGGGGGUUGUGGUCGUGGGGGUUGUGGCGGUAUUGCGAGGGACCCGGCAACUGCGGGGCGGCAACGAGUACUGGGCGCAUGACAGCACGACGGAUUCACUCACCACUGCCUUCCUUGAAUAGCCACAAACUACUUUCAGUAACAGCCUUAAACGAGUAAUAACGUGACCCCGGACGACGAAACAGCUAACUUUAC